CGAUCAUGGAACGUGACAAUGCAGGAGCGGACUCACCCCCAGUGGGCUGACGCACAUUCACACGAGCCUGCGUCAGCCUUCGGAAGGAGAAGUCGUAGUGUGAGUUACUCUGUCGAUGACAAAAUCGACAACAUUGCAGCGGUGGGCACCUCUUCAACAUCUGGAAUCGUGGCAAUGGCUACAGCAGAUUAUAAUGCAGCAGGAACAUCAACAACAUCGUUUUCUACCACGACUGAAUCGCCGGGAAAGAAAGCAAUGUCAGCUGCCAUGCUGAGCUUGGCGAGGACAGCGGGAGCCCGCGGUCUACAUGGUCACAUAGCGGAUCGAGCAGCAAGCCUCAAGAAGCGUCUGUCACAGCAAUCAGGCUCAGCACCGCGCAGUCAGGACAACGGAGGUCCUCUUCUAGCGACAAGUGGUCAAGAACAAGCCAGACCAGCAGGAGGUAUUGUUGGUAGUCGUGCGGUAACGCCUGGGAUCGAGGACAUGGACGAGCACCACGAAGCGCACGGCCACUUCGUGAGCACGGUUGACCGUGGAGGACUCGAGAUCGCUGACUACAAUAACCAAGAAGAAAAUGGUGUGUUGGUAGGUGAGGCUCCUCCUCCUGCCAUCACGACUUCUGACAGCUUUGAAGGAGAGCAUCAAAUGGAGGAGGUAGAUGAAGAGGCAGAUGGAGGUCGUAUCUUCGCAAUGCAAUCUUUAUCAGGAGUAGAAGAGGAGCAAGGCAGUCGAAGACGAGUAAGACACUUUUCUUUUUCACAGGAGGAGAUGGAUAAAAGUUUCUUCAAUCUUCAUGUGCCUACUUGCCUAGUAGAAGAUGAAGAGCGGAGUGAGUACGAAAGUUGCUGUGCUGUCGAACGAAAUACGCUGUUGGAAGAUCUUUGCUCGUCCGUCGUUAACGAGCACAGUGACGAGGUCUGCGCUCUCGCUGUUCAAUCGCAUAACAAGCAGAGUAAUUGUGCCUCCCACUGGAUGAGAAAUGCUGUUCAGUGCAUUUUAGUGGAGGGGUCGCACUGUAUGCCCACCGAAGAUGCUGAUGCUAUCAAGCGGACCAGUCGCAUUGGCGAGUUUCCAGGGUCUUCGCUGAGCGAAGAGACGGAGCAGCACCUGCUUUCCUCGGUAUCUGCGGG
This is a messenger RNA of Amoebophrya sp. A25, 1130 nucleotides long. The record is from the annotation of a GenBank genome assembly. NCBI's taxonomy places the organism in Eukaryota, Dinophyceae, Syndiniales, Amoebophryaceae.